Molecule: messenger RNA, 3499 nt
Organism: Daldinia caldariorum
Lineage: Eukaryota; Fungi; Ascomycota; Sordariomycetes; Xylariales; Hypoxylaceae
Product: dipeptidyl peptidase IV N-terminal region-domain-containing protein
Exons: 1
Coding region: 477-2816 (779 amino acids)
Biological process (GO): proteolysis
Molecular function (GO): dipeptidyl-peptidase activity; serine-type peptidase activity
Source: RefSeq, a predicted model, not a curated record
GCAUGAUUUACUACAAGCCAAAGCCGAGGUCUGUUCCUCUUGGCAACAUGAGAUCUUGAUUUUAUUCCUGAAUGCCCAGAACUACAUUAAUCUCCAGACUUCCGCUCGCUACAAGCCAUUGUCACGAUUAUCGAUAAAGCGAUGCUUACCUACCUGCCUAUCUAGGUAGGCAGGUUGGCAUUUAGUUACAAUUGUAUUUAUUGCCGCAAGUUCUUUGUAUUAACUAUACCCUCUCGGUAUCUGGAGCCCCCUUGAACUGCGGGCUGCAGCACUUGGCAAUUAGUGAUUCGCAAUUUGCGCGUCAAUCACAGCAUAUAAUCAUAUAAAAGGCCCCUAAAGUAGGCCGCUUUUACGACUAUGGUACCAUCCUCUUCCCUACCUUCUUCCACGGGCCUUGGACUUAGAUUUGAACUCAUCCCCCGAGUCGCUGGUAUCAAUAAUUAGAACAUCCUGUCUAAUUAACCAGCAACCAAACAAUGAAGCUGGCUCCAUGGCUUAUCGUAGGGGCGACGCUCCUACGCUCUAUACUAGCCAUUGAACCAGCUCGCCAACCGCAUCAACCAACCGGAAAUGGCAAUAAAAUUCUGACAUGGAACGAAACGAUGGUCAAUAACCAGUUCGGUGCUAAGUCCACGUCAGUGAGCUGGUUGUCUGGUGGUGAAGAUGGACAAUACAUUUAUGCUGGCGAUGGUGGCGCAUUGAUCCUUGAGAAUUUUGUCACCGGCGAAAGUUCAACCUUCGUCGGGGCCGAACUGAUUCCGGACGACGUAGCCCAAUACUGGAUCCGUCCCGACCUCGCCAAGGUCCUCUUCGCAACUAACUAUACAAAGCAGUAUCGCCACUCGUAUUUCGCCGACUACACCGUCCUCGAUGUAGCGUCGGGCGAACUUACGCCUUUGGUUGAAGAUCAGGUUGGAGAUAUUCAAUAUGCUGAGUUUGCUCCAGCGGGAGAUGCGAUCGCCUUUGUUCGUGGCAACAACUUAUUCUUGAAGAAGAACGGUACUAUUUCCCAGAUUACGAACGAUGGUUCUCCGGAUCUUUUCAACGGUGUGCCAGAUUGGGUAUAUGAGGAAGAAAUACUUGGCGACCGCUCUGCAAUUUGGUUUUCCCCCGACGGCGAGGUUCUUGCAUACCUCAGCUUCAACGAAACCGGAGUUGAGACCUUUACAGUGCAGUACUUCAUGGACAACCAAGACAUAGCUCCCGUCUAUCCCCGACUUCUGGAUCUGAGAUAUCCCAAAGUUGGCACAACGAAUCCAACAGUGUCCUUGACACUUCUGAAGAUUGGCAGUGAAGAGAAAUUGGCCGUUCCGGUCGAUGCAUUUCCUGCGGAUGAUUUGGUCAUCGGCGAAGUUGCCUGGGUUACGUCUGAGCAUAGUAGUGUUAUUUACCGCGCUUUCAAUCGCGUGCAGGAUACCUCGAAGCACGUCCGUGUUGAUGUAGGCGAUACCAUCACCACCAAAGUUGUUCGUGAACGAGACGGUACAGACGGCUGGCUGGAUAAUGACAUAGGGAUCCAAUUCGUCGGGUCUAUAAAUGGUUCUGCGGGAGAAUACUAUAUCGAUAUUUCUGACGAAUCCGGUUGGCAACAUAUUUAUCUGUACGCUGUCGACGGUUCAAGCGCUACCCCUCUCACUGAGGGUGAGUGGGAGGUCACAGCUGUCCUUAAGGUUGAUAGCAAGCGCGAGUUGGUCUACUAUACGUCUACCCAAGCCGAUAGCACUGAGAGACAUGUGUACUCGGUUUCAUACUCUACUCUGAAAUCGGAGUCGCUUGUUGACCCUAAGAUACCUGCAGUCUGGAGCGCAUCAUUUUCUUCUGGCGGCGGGUAUUAUAUCCUUAGCUAUGCGGGGCCUGAUGUACCUUACCAGGAGCUGUACGCCAUCAAUGACACACACACACCCCUCCGUACCAUCACCUCGAACGACGCUCUUUGGAACAAAAUCCAAGGAUAUAACCUACCGAACAUUACAUAUUUCACACUGGAACAUCCAGACGGAUAUAGUUUGAACGUCAUGGAACGACUUCCACCUAAUUUUGAUCCCACCAAGAAAUACCCCGUUCUCUUCACACCCUACGGUGGACCUGGCUCACAGGAAGUGUUGAAGUCGUUCGAGUCUGUCGGGUGGAAUGCAUACAUCUCAUCGGACCCGGAGCUUGAAUAUGUCCAGUAUACGGUCGAUAACCGCGGAACGGGCUACAAAGGCCGACAGUUUCGCGCUCUCGUCGCGUCUCAUUUGGGUGAGUUCGAGGCGGCAGACCAAAUAUGGGCAGCGCAAGAAUUAGCUUCCCGAAACUCCUUCAUCGAUGCAGAGAAGGUUGGGAUCUUCGGGUGGUCUUUCGGAGGAUAUUUAUCGGCAAAGGUAGUGGAGGCGGAUUCAGGAGUCUUUACCCUAGGCUUAAUCGUCGCGCCAGUCACCGACUGGCGAUUCUACGACAGCAUGUACACGGAACGCUAUAUGAAGACAUCGCAAAUGAACCCAGACGGAUAUAACAAGACGGCAAUACGCAAGCCAGACGGGUUUAAGAAUAUUGCUGGCGGGUUUUCUAUACUGCACGGGCUUGGUGACGACAACGUGCAUUACCAGAACACGGCGGCUCUUCUUGACCUUCUCGUCGGGGCUGGCGUGUCGCCUGCUAAGAUGCAAUGGAGAGUGUUCACGGAUAGCGAUCAUGGUAUCUCGUACCAUGGCGCAUCAACAUAUCUGUACAAAUUCUUAACAGAAUUGCUGUUCAAGGAGAAGACACGAACGAGCCAGGGUCUCACACACCAGUGGGCAAGGAGGUCAAAGUCGCAGGUCCUAAAUGGGCGAUGAACUUUUGCUACAAGUCUAAAAUAAUUGUUUGCUUUAAUUAAGGGAAUACCAAUAAGCAUCAAUAGCUACCCAACCACCUAGACAAAUAUAGUGCUCUCCGAUAUCUGUUCCGGUCCGUCGAAUUGCAAGUUGAAGCCCCAUAUUUUCUCCUAUACUCAACCUACGGCAAGGGAUAUGAGUUAGAUAUUGACAGACACACCACUGAGCCAAAAGUGCAUUUCUUAAUAGCACAAUUGCUAUUACAGUCUAUCUGACAUGAGUGGUAUUACCACUCACAGAUAUGACCCAUUCAACCCUUAAUGUGGCGAGGAAAAGCUCUUCUGACAGUAGCGCUUUAGGAUUGGAACGAGAUAUUUUAAAACUGCCUAGAUAUACUUUGGGUAGGUAGAUAUAUACUACAUAUCGAGGUUGUUAUAGUCAAGUUGAUGAUGCUAGUCUCGUUCCUCUCCUAUUUUCCCGGCUAUUAUGUAGGUAUGUAUCGUGUCACAAUUAAUAUUCGCCCCAGGAGGACAGUAAAAUAGGUAAUGCGAUGAAUAAGGGGCAUGAGUUAACGAUGUAUUGUGGCGGUUUAUAUGAAAAGGCUGAGCCGGAAGUGUUAGAAUCGGUAGAAUAGGGGACGAAAGAAGCAUGGAUGAAAAAAAGUAGAGACUACACUAGAAGCACCCAUAAUGUUCUCAAGGUGA